CAGGCGGCAGGGGAGGAGCCCCGCGAGACCGAGAGGCGGGGCGUCGGCUUCCUGACCACAGCUUCUCAGGGGCGGGGCUGCUGCAGAGCAUCUCUGCGAACCUAGCCUGAGCUGGAGCCGCUCUUUGUUCUGGUUGCUGCUUUCUAGACCCUCCGGCCCCUGGGUCCAUUCCUCGCCUUCCCGCUCUCUCCACCCGCCUGUCCCCUGCAUCUGGGCCUGCAUCUCCUUCCCCAACCUCUUCGUCCUAUAUCCUGCCCUCACCCCUCCCCCAAACUUCUGGUCGGUGCCCUUGCCUGUUACCCUUCUCUCCACCCUCCCUCUUGCAUCUUCUUCCCCCUGGUCCCCUCUCGGUUCCUCCUUUUCCCAAGGUCUGGGUCGCUCCGCCCGGCCCCGCCUCUCCAGGGAUGUCCCCUGAAACCCCGUGCCCAUGGUCCUGACGCUGCUCCUCUCCGCCUACAAGCUGUGCCGCUUCUUCGCCAUGUCGGGCCCACGGCCGGGCGCCGAGCGGCUAGCGGUGCCGGGGCCGGACGGGAGCGGCUGCGCUGGGCCGUGGUGGGCGGCGGGCAGCCGCGGGCCCCGCGAGGUGUCGCCAGGGGCGAGCACCGAGGUGCAGGGAGCCCUGGAGCGCGCGCUGCCCGAGCUGCAGCAGGCGCUGUCGGCUCUGAAGCAGGCAGGCGGCGUGCGGGCCGUGGGAGCCAGCCUAGCCGAGGUCUUCCAGCUGGUGGAGGAGGCCUGGCUGCUACCGGCCAUGGGCCGCGAGGUAGCCCAGGGUCUGUGCGACGCCAUCCGCCUGGACGGUGGUCUGGACCUGCUGCUCCGCCUGCUCCAGGCGCCGGAGCUGGAGACGCGCGUGCAGGCUGCCCGCCUGCUGGAGCAGAUCCUGGUGGCAGAGAACCGGGACCGAGUGGCGCGCAUCGGGCUGGGAGUGAUCCUGAACCUGGCAAAGGAGCGGGAGCCGGUGGAGCUGGCGCGGAGCGUGGCCGGCAUUUUGGAGCACAUGUUCAAGCACUCGGAGGAGACGUGCCAGCGGCUGGUGGCGGCCGGCGGCCUGGACGCGGUGCUGUACUGGUGCCGCCGCACGGACCCGCCGCUGCUCCGCCACUGCGCGCUGGCGCUGGCCAAUUGCGCGCUGCACGGGGGCCAGGCGGCGCAGCGGCGCAUGGUGGAGAAGCGCGCCGCCGAGUGGCUCUUCCCGCUCGCCUUCUCCGAGGACGAGCUGCUCCGACUGCACGCCUGCCUCGCCGUGGCGGUGCUGGCCACCAACAAGGAGGUGGAGCGCGAGGUGGAGCGCUCGGGCACGCUGGCCCUCGUGGAGCCGCUAGUGGCCUCAUUGGACCCCGGCCGCUUCGCCCGCUGCCUGGUGGACGCCAGUGACACCAGCCAGGGCCGCGGGCCUGACGACCUGCAGCGCCUCGUGCCGCUGCUUGACUCGUCGCGCUUGGAGGCGCAGUGCAUCGGGGCUUUCUAUCUCUGUGCCGAGGCUGCCAUCAAGAGUCUGCAGGGCAAGACCAGGGUAUUCAGCGACAUAGGUGCCAUCCAGAGCCUGAAACGCCUCGUCUCCUACUCCACUAAUGGUACCACGUCGGCGCUGGCGAAGCGCGCGCUGCGCCUGCUGGGCGAGGAGGUGCCGCGGCCCAUCCUGCCCAGCGUGGCCAGCUGGAAAGAAGCCGAGGUCCAGACAUGGCUGCAGCAGAUCGGCUUCUCCCAGUACUGCGAGAGCUUCCGGGAGCAGCAGGUGGAUGGAGACCUGCUUCUGCGGCUCACGGAUGAGGAACUCCAGACCGACCUGGGCAUGAAGUCAGGCAUCACCCGCAAGAGAUUCUUUAGGGAGCUCACGGAGCUCAAGACCUUCGCCAACUACGCUACAUGCGACCGCAGCAACCUGGCUGACUGGCUGGGCAGCCUGGACCCGCGCUUCCGUCAAUACACGUAUGGCCUGGUCAGCUGCGGCCUGGACCGCUCCCUGCUGCACCGAGUGUCGGAGCAGCAGCUCCUGGAGGACUGCGGCAUCCGCCUGGGCGUGCACCGCGCCCGCAUCCUCACGGCUGCCAGAGAAAUGCUACACUCCCCACUGCCGUGCACCGGCUGCAAGCCCAGCGGGGACACUCCAGACGUCUUCAUCAGCUACCGCCGGAACUCAGGCUCCCAGCUCGCCAGCCUCCUGAAGGUGCACCUGCAGCUGCACGGCUUCAGCGUCUUCAUUGAUGUGGAGAAGCUGGAAGCGGGCAAGUUCGAGGACAAGCUCAUCCAGAGUAUCAUGGGUGCCCGCAAUUUUGUGCUGGUUUUGUCGGCUGGGGCUCUGGACAAGUGCAUGCAGGACCACGACUGCAAGGACUGGGUGCACAAGGAGAUUGUGACUGCUCUGAACUGUGGCAAGAAUAUCGUGCCCGUCAUUGAUGGAUUCCAGUGGCCAGAGCCCCAGGCCCUGCCCGAGGACAUGCGGGCUGUGCUCACCUUCAAUGGCAUCAACCUCUGCACCCACAGGUGGUCCCACGAGUACCAGGAGGCCACCAUUGAGAAGAUCAUCCGCUUCCUGCAAGGCCGCUCCUCCCGGGACUCAUCUGCGGGCUCUGACACCAGUUUGGAGGGUGCUGCACCCCUGGGCCCCGCUUAACCAGUCCCUAAUUCCCAAGCCUUGCCGUGACCCCCCAUUUCCACCAUCCCCCCAAUGGGACAGCUCCUCACACUGGCUUCCCUGGGCUGAGACAGCCUGGGCUCUUCUCAGGAAAUGGCUCUCUGCCUCCCCCGACCCUCACCGUCCACCUCAAACCCAGCUUCCUCAGUAUCUGGAAAGGGAAGGGAAGCCAGGCAUUGGGGGUGCUAAGACCUCCCCUAGGCCCUGCCCCCAGGUCCUGUCUCAGGCGUGGGAGGGUCAUUGCUCAGCUCUGAAGACUCUGGAGAAUGAGGGUUUGCUGCAUGCUAACCCCUCUCCUGCCCUGCCAGCAGCCUGCUUGAAUAGAGUGAAGGCAGGCAGCCUCGGGCAGGGCUCAGUGCAGUGGCCAAGCCUCCCGACCAAGCAAGGGCUUGGGCCCGGGAGCCAGCUAGGGAUGAGAGGCUAGCCAUGGCUCUCCACCGAGACUGCGCCUGGCCCCUGGGCUCACCACUUCCUGCCAUCCUGUGGCCUUGCCCUGUAACCAUUCAGUGCCCUUAGCUGGCCAGGUCCACUCCCAGCCUUCCUGAUGUGCAGCCUCCUUUGCCACAUCUGGGGCCAGGGUGAGACUGGGCCGGCCCUCACUCUGGCUGGUCUGCAGCCGUGGCCUGCGCUCACUGGUGCAUGGGAGCCCCCUGCUUGAGCCUGAGCAGGGGAGGCUGCUUCUCAAAGAGCAGCUAGCCACCCUACCUAGCCUUGGUGCUGUGCACCAGGCCUCUGCCCAGCAUGGCCCAGCUCCCUUCCUCAGCCCCUCACCCGUCCAAGGCUGCCCCCCUGCACUGGCUCAGGGGGAGCUGGGGCGAGGCAGCCCCCCUGUGGCAGCAGCAGUAGCCUGGGCAGAACCUGUAGCUCCCUGGGAGGAGGCAAGAUCCUGAAGAAGGGCAAGGGGUGUAUUCGAAUCACCUGGGAAUUUUGUUAAACUCCCAUUCAGGACACCUGGGGUGGGGCCCGAGUUACUGCAUUUCUCACAAACUCCCACGUGGGCUGAAGCUGGUGAUCAAGGAAUGAUACCUUAGGAAGCAAGACUGUGAAACACAAACGCCUCACAAAUGUUUGCCAUUUCCCUGACACUUCACUCCAUGGUCUCUAAUCAUCAGAGCAGCCUUAACCUGGUAUUAUCUCCAUCUUACAGAGAAGGAACUGAAUGUCGUGCCCAGUUUCCCAAGUCUCCAGUGGCAGCCCCAGGAUGCAGACCUGGCCUCCUGGCGCUCAGUCCACUGCUGGGGGGACUCUACUGAGAAUCAUCCUGGAGGCUGCACCCUGGGCAGGGCUGUUGCUCCACAGACGGCUGGCUUCCCUCUUGCCCCAAAGAAGCUAGCCUUGGGGGGGACAGGCUUUCACAGCAGAAGGCUGGCUCAGGGGCUGUAAAGAAAUAACCGAGCAGGAGUGUCCCUCGGCCCCUUCCUCCACCAGGGUAGGAGAGCAAGAAAGCAUCCUCCUUCCAAUAAACGCAGGCUCCAGCUAAUGGGCUGAGCGGGCACCUGCCCCGCCCCUCCCCUCCUGAGGGCAGUGGGUUCACACCUGAAGGCUGGCUCAGCUCCCAGAGCCACCUCCUGCAGGUGCUGGCCAGGCCCCUCGGGGCUCUUGAGCCACAUCGUCAGAAAGUCAAAGGUCUCGCUCCAGGCUUGGGACUCCUUCCUUCCACUCGCCUCCCUGCCAAAGAUACUGCCUCUAGCCGGUCCUCUGACUGCACUUGACCCUUUUCCUUCUUGCCGCACGAAUGCCCACCGGUGCCCUGGAUACGACGGAGACUGAGGCAGACUGGAUGUUGUCCUCAAGAGCAGAGACGAUAACAAUACAGUGUGAUGAGUCUCCUCCAGGGGAAGCCUUCUGUCUUGUUGUCCCCAAUCAGUCCCACUCCCUCCUGAGGUCCCUCACGGGCAGUACUCAGAGAGGUUGCCCAGCACUGUUUCUUUUUCUGUUUGGCACACUCUCUACUGCUGCCUGCCUCCUGUCUCUCUGGGGAAUCACAGCCCAGCCCCCGGGCCCCACCAGAGCAGCUGAAGUGACGACCCUCCCCUGGCCAGGCCAGUGUGUUCAGGGGCCAGCCUCCCCUGCCGUAACAAACACUGCCCAGAUCGCAGCCAGGGCAGGCACCCUGGCCCGCACCUUCCACCUAGGCCUGGUCUCACAGGGCCGGUCCUGAGACAGAGGGCUGAGAAACAGCCUUUCGCCACCCGCCCCCCCAGCCUGCUCUGACAUUGCAGCCUGGUCUGCGGGGUCAGGGUUUUCUGCUUGGCUGGG
Messenger RNA from Balaenoptera musculus (blue whale), 4894 nucleotides. It is a transcript of the gene SARM1, whose product is annotated as sterile alpha and TIR motif containing 1. Gene Ontology annotation, biological process: response to axon injury; signal transduction; negative regulation of MyD88-independent toll-like receptor signaling pathway. The coding region runs from base 428 to 2614 and encodes 728 amino acids. Gene Ontology annotation, cellular component: dendrite. The record is from RefSeq and is a predicted model, not a curated record. The transcript is spliced from 9 exons. Gene Ontology annotation, molecular function: protein binding; NAD+ nucleosidase activity; signaling adaptor activity. NCBI's taxonomy places the organism in Eukaryota, Metazoa, Chordata, Mammalia, Artiodactyla, Balaenopteridae.